Sphaeramia orbicularis (orbiculate cardinalfish) is the source of this 2428-nucleotide messenger RNA. It is a transcript of the gene uri1, whose product is annotated as URI1 prefoldin like chaperone. Gene Ontology annotation, biological process: negative regulation of phosphatase activity; negative regulation of transcription by RNA polymerase II. Bases 322 to 1797 code for a protein of 491 amino acids. Gene Ontology annotation, molecular function: transcription corepressor activity; phosphatase inhibitor activity; chromatin binding. The transcript is spliced from 11 exons. The record is from RefSeq and is a predicted model, not a curated record. NCBI's taxonomy places the organism in Eukaryota, Metazoa, Chordata, Actinopteri, Kurtiformes, Apogonidae.
UGUACUUCUUAUCCUAGCUGUCUUGUUCUGAGGUGCAUGGCGCAGCGAGAGUGACGAGGAAUAUUGCUAAUCUGGGAAUAUUAUAACCGUGGAUAUUUUUGGAAAUCAUGCAGAAAUCUUGAAAUGAGAGUGUGAGAUGCUAUCACUUCCGAGAGUGUGGAUUAAUAUCACUGCCCCAUUGAUGAAUACGACCAGAACGGCUCUCAGGAAUAGCUGCUGCUGCUGCAUUCAUAAACACUUCUUUAGGACUCACAACAACCCCUGAGCUUUGUUUUGGCAUCAUUAAACAUUACAGAUUGUUGUUGUGUGCGUGGGUUGGCGAUGGCUGAAAAAGGUAAAAUGAGUGCAGAACAUCUCGGUGGAGUUGUCAGGCUCCGAGAGGAACAGGAAAAGGUGGUGAAAAACUGUGAAAGUCGGAUUGAGCACUGGUUAGAAGUGUCAGGAGACUAUGAAGCACUGAACGACCGUCUCAAAACUCUUCCAGAUCAACUGUCUUAUGAUAUAAUGGUACCGUUUGGUCCCUUGGCCUUCAUGCCUGGGAAGCUGGUCCACACUAAUGAAGUCACAGUGUUGCUUGGAGACAACUGGUUCACUAAGUGUUCUGCCAAGCAGGCUCAGAAAAUUGUGGAUCACAGGUUGAAAUAUGUGAAGCAGGAACUUGAUGAUCUGACAAAGACAAUAAAAAACUUUGAAGCCAGAGUUGGAUUCGCAAAGGACUUGGAGACUAUGUCAACAGGCAAAGGGGACUUCGUUGACAUCAGAGAGGAGGUCGGAAACAUUGAUGCUUCUGUCAUCAAAGGAAAGCAAAGAAUAGCACACAAGCCAAAGUCUAAGCCCAAGCUGGACGCUGUGUUCGAUCUAAAUGAGGAGGAUGAAGAGAGUGGAUAUGGAGAGGACAAAAAAGGCAUCUUGACUGAGGAGGAGCUGUGGGCUAGACUGGAUGAGCUGGAGAAACUGGAGGAGCUACAAGAUGAGCAGGACAGAUUAUCUGAUACUACAGACAUGAAUGGUGAGGACACAUCAUCCUCUUCCUCAGAGGAGGAGAAGGAGGGAGAUCCGACCCCACCUGUAAAUGGUCUGAGUCUGAAGCCAAGUUGGGCCACCAUGCCUCACAGUACAGCACCACCUAGCACUGACAGAGAAGAGGAAGAAGAUGAAGAAGAGGAUGGCAACUGUUUGCCAACCAUCUAUUUCUCUCACACAGUUGAACCCAAGAAGGUGAGGAUAAACACGGGAAAAAAUACCACAUUGAAGUUCAGUGAAAGAAAAGAGCAGAAAGAUCAGAAGAGGAAAAAGAAAAAUGGACACAGUAACGGACACUCACAUCAUGAACUUCACAAAAUUACAACACCGGCGGACAUCUACAGGUUAUUUGUCGAUAUGAAGAACGGAGAACCCAUUCCCAGGAAGUCCAUCUUAAAAUCACGUAGCCGAGAGAACAGCGUGUGCAGUGACACGAGCGAGAGCAGCGCAGCCGACUUCGAAGAGCGACGAAUAACCGGGCGCAGCUUCAGUCACGACGAGACGACACAUAGUGACACCAGUGACGGCAUAACGGAGGAGGACAGUCCCACAGUAGUCCCACUGCACCCCGCCAGUCGAUUUGAGGCCUUUUCAGGUACAGUGGUUGAAAAGGACCCCAUGCCUUUAACUGUUCCCCAUCUGACUAUUGCUCAACCUGCUCUUCCAACCAUUCUGGAGAGGAAACAGGAGGAGGUGGCACCUGAAGCUUCCCCGCCCCAACAGCCUCCGAAAAGAGUGUCAAAGUUCAAAGCUGCAAGGUUACAGCAGAAGUGACUUUUAACGAACGAAAACAUUUCAUAAUAUCUUCUUUUUUUUUUUAACCUGUUUUGUUUUUUCUACGGCUGAUAUACUGAACAAACCACAACCCCUUUUGUCUUCUCUUUACUGUCUUUUGCUCAUUUUUAAUCCACUUUCUUGUUUUAACCAUACAGGGUUUCUGUCAUUGAAAGUUCAGUGAGGAGGAAAAAAUACCAAAACUUAAGUAAAAUCAGCCUUUUGUGUAGCAGUACAAGCUCCAGUUUAUGGUAAAUGCUGCUCAUUUUGUUGAACUGCACCAACAGUAGACAUGACACUUAACAGCUGCCCAUCUAUUCACAGGGCUUGUGUUUUUUUCAAUCUGCUGCUUUUUCCUAAGAACUUGUGCUUUCUUGUCUGCAUUUUUCUGCCGAUCUCUGAUGUUGCCACUUUUUGUAAGACUAGGCUUUGCCACAUAGGACGAGUUGCCUUUUUUUGAUUCUUUUUCAAGUAUGUAUUAUUCAGUAGAAGCAGGUCCCCGCUUAGCUAUCAUUUUCCUUCUCUUGACCUACCUAAUGAAUGUACGUAUUCCUUUGUGACAAGCUUUAUCUACAGACUAAAAAGAAUAUUGAUGUUAACUAAACAAAAAAAUAAAUGAUUUUGGCUACAA